CCAUCUUGACCUCACACUUGGUCAAUAACCCAUAUUUCUAUUUUGAUUUUCCUUCGUUCGUGUCCAUAGCCACUAUUUAAAUCGAAAGACAAUCAAUCAACCUGAACUGAAAAGUGUCAAAGCCAAAAACAAACUUAAGCGUACACAACAGCGACUUUCUAGACCCCUUUGUUUAUCCUUUCAAUUGUCAUGAAACGCGGUUUAAUCGUGUCUAGGUAUUAUAAAGAGGAUAAAGACGUUACAGAAGACGUGGAGCUUCAAGCUUAUCUCAAUGAAGUGUUACUAGACGGAACUGGACUGAAUGGUGGUAUUGGAAGGAUUCGAGGUUUGCCAGCAGGUAUUGAUUCCAAGGAAGAACUCUGUGAGAUACUUAGUCGAAUCAUCUCGCACGUGACAAUCUAUCACGCCUCGGUCAACUAUGUCUUGGCAGACUACCCUAAAUACAUUCCCAACCAGCCAACUAAACUGUACGAUGACACCAGAGUGAAAGAUGGAGAAUUCUCUGUUUUUCGCCUUCCUAACAGGCUGACAAGUGCUAUCCAAUCCUCAGCGUUCUUGUCCCUGGGAGAAUUUCGUUUCGAUUCCCUGUUUGACUACGGCAACGAGCUUCAAGACAUUAACGCUGUGAAUCUCGUCAAUAGUUACCAUAGUUACCUAAUGACCGUUGUUCAACCUCGUAUGCAAGAAGAGAAUGAAAUGCGGAAGAAGACUGGACAUCUGACAUAUCCAUAUUUUAUUCCAAGAUGGCUGCCGAAUAGCGUUCAGACCUAGAAAGCCUUGGUUAUGUUGGAUGGGGACAUGCGCUACAAAGCGUUAACCUACUGUUUUAAGUUCCCAGAAUGAUCAAACCAUACGAGGGCAUUUUGUAAAGGGUGUGGUAUCUUGAUUUAUUCCUUUGUAUGUAGUAACUGUGAUUAGUCACCAAAACUGUAGGUGAAAAAUUGUGUCUAUUUUGUUACGCAUACGCGCGAUGAAAGCAAAUAAACCUUGUGUAAUGUG
Orbicella faveolata is the source of this 999-nucleotide messenger RNA. Its product is annotated as polyunsaturated fatty acid 5-lipoxygenase-like. Gene Ontology annotation, biological process: lipid oxidation. NCBI's taxonomy places the organism in Eukaryota, Metazoa, Cnidaria, Anthozoa, Scleractinia, Merulinidae. The record is from RefSeq and is a predicted model, not a curated record. Gene Ontology annotation, molecular function: oxidoreductase activity, acting on single donors with incorporation of molecular oxygen, incorporation of two atoms of oxygen; metal ion binding.